GAUGAACAGAAGUUGAUCAACAAAUUGUCUGAAAAUUAUGAUAUUUUGGCGAGACCAAUAUUCAAUGCAUCCGAUAUCGUGACAAUUAAAUUUGGAAUGGCAUUGAUACAGCUACUUGAUAUGGAUGAGGUUAAUCAAGUUUUAACGAUCAAUGUUUGGUUAGAACAGGAAUGGCAGGAUGAAAGAUUAUUGUGGAAUCCAGAAGAUUAUAAUGGUUUAAAUGUGUUACGUAUUCCUUGUGAGAAAAUUUGGUUACCGGAUAUUGUGCUUUAUAACAGUGCUGAUGAUUUUACAACGGGUUAUAUGAAAAGCAAAGCUAUGGUGUCGUAUGAUGGUAAUGUGUUUUGGGCACCACCAGCGAAAUUCAGGAGUUCAUGUAAAAUAGAUAUUACAUACUUUCCUUUUGACGAUCAGCGGUGUGAAUUAAAAUUCGGAUCGUGGACAUACGAUGGAUUUCAGGUAGACAUUGUGAAUCGAUCUGAUCGUGUUGAUUUAGCGAAUUAUGUAUAUAGUGGUGAAUGGGAACUUAUUGAUGUGAAAGUGGUACGCCAUGAAGUGUACUAUGCCUGUUGUAAAGAACCAUACCCUGAUGUGCGAUUUACUAUCAUUAUCCGUAGAAAAACUUUAUAUUACUUGUUUAAUAUUAUUUUUCCGUGUUUGUGGUUAACUAUUUUAAGUUUGUUGGGGUUUUGGUUACCACCAGAUUCGGGUGAAAAAAUAACUCUCGGUAUAACUGUGUUAUUAGCCUUUUCAGUGUUUAUGUUAUUAAUAGCUGAAAGUAUGCCGGCAACUUCAGAAUUUGUUCCUCUGAUAGGCAUAUAUUUAACAGUUACUAUGGCAAUGACCUCUAUGUCAAUUAUAUUAACAGUUUUUGUGCUACAAUUACAUCAUGUGGGACCACAUCAAAAACCUGUUCCAAGAUGGAUGAAAUCCCUCGUGUUUAACAUUUUAGCCAGAUUUGUAUGCAUGCGUUCAGUUGCUGACAGUACAAUGUCUAUGACGCGCACAAUUAAAAGUAAUGAUAUGUGUUUAUCAACGUAUAUGGAAAAUAUAGAGACCGGAAACUGUAAUGGCGGAAGGCCACAAAAUGGAAUGGUGUUAUCACGUGAUAGGACACAUGAACGGAAGGACGACCACUGUGAUAAAGUGACUAAUCACUUGAGAGUAUUAGUUGGUCGACAAGAUUCAGAAGAUGAACAUCAAGAUAUUGUACAGGAAUGGCAGUUUGUGGCUCAUGUAAUGGACCGACUACUGUUCUGGAUAUUUUUAUUCGUGGCUUUUGUGUCUUCCAUAGUUAUUUUAGUUAUAAAACCAUUAAUGAAGCCCGAUCUUUAA
Messenger RNA from Lottia gigantea (owl limpet), 1335 nucleotides. RefSeq lists its product as hypothetical. Gene Ontology annotation, molecular function: transmembrane signaling receptor activity; acetylcholine-gated monoatomic cation-selective channel activity. The record is from RefSeq and is a predicted model, not a curated record. The annotation marks the transcript as partial. NCBI's taxonomy places the organism in Eukaryota, Metazoa, Mollusca, Gastropoda, Lottiidae. Gene Ontology annotation, biological process: regulation of membrane potential; signal transduction; nervous system process. The transcript has 5 exons. Gene Ontology annotation, cellular component: neuron projection; synapse; postsynaptic membrane.